Molecule: messenger RNA, 2149 nt
Organism: Annulohypoxylon maeteangense
Lineage: Eukaryota; Fungi; Ascomycota; Sordariomycetes; Xylariales; Hypoxylaceae
Exons: 2
Coding region: 221-2080 (619 amino acids)
Biological process (GO): protein folding; protein peptidyl-prolyl isomerization
Molecular function (GO): peptidyl-prolyl cis-trans isomerase activity; protein binding
Source: RefSeq, a predicted model, not a curated record
GCUAUCUUAUGAAGUAGCUUCCAUUUUCAACAACUCCCACUACCUAAUAGACAUGCAGGAUGACGAAACGCCCUCUCCUUUUCAAUUUUAUUCAUUAUUAAAUCGUCAAUUAAAGGACUAGCUUUUCAAAUCCUUUAAACAUUGCACAUACCACACCUUCGUCUUCUUUCCAACAAGCUAAUCUAUCAUCGCGACAGCACAAGACGAUUCCAGGUACGGAAUGGCCGAAGCAAGCAAUAAGAGAAGUCAUUCCGACUUUGCGGAUAAUAACAGCGAUGACAGUUCCUCAGAUGAUGAUAUGGGACCUCAACUGCCCUCUUCGGCAUCGGCACCUAAGAAGAAACGGCGAAGACUACCACACGAGAAGCUAUACGUUGAAGCACUUCCGAAAUCAGCACGAUAUUACAAGUCUUUAAUGCAUAAAGAACAAUUAUCAUUUGUGAAUGUCACACGAUCUGAUUUUCUAAUCACCACUUCUACCGAUGGGGUAGUUAAGUUCUGGAAGAAGAUGGCACAAGGGAUUGAAUUCGUAAAGGAGUUCAAAGCCCAUCAAGGCGAUAUACGGUCCGUCUCUGUCAGCCAGGAUGGUCGAAGCUUUGUAACAGCAGGAGUAGACAAGAGCAUCAAGAUAUUUGAUGUUGUCACCUUCGAUCUCCUUGCGAUGUUGACUCUCGACUAUGCACCCAAAUGUGUCUGCUGGGUGCAUCAACUCGGCGCAUCUCUACCGCUUCUGGCUGUUUCGGACGAUUCGAGACCCUUGAUUUAUAUAUAUGAUGGCAGAGGAGAAAAUCAAACCCCCAUACACAUAAUCAAGAACUUGCACAGGAAUCCCGUAUCAAUAAUGGCCUUCAACGAUGCCUACGACUGCGUGGUAUCUGCUGAUGACAACGGGAUGCUUGAAUACUGGUCCCCGAGUGCCAAUUAUGAGAAACCGGAAAACGUGUUCCAAUACAAAAGCUCUACCAGCCUCUUCGAUUUCAAGAAGGCGAAGUCGACCCCGGUUUCUCUGACUAUGUCUCCUUCAGGCCACCAGUUUGUCACAUUCUCCAUACCCGAUCGAAAAAUUCGGGUUUUCGAAUUUGCGUCCGCCAAACUGUACCGGACAUAUGACGAGUCGUUACAGGUCAUUGAAGAGAUGCAACGAGCUGGAACGGCCAUGCAAAAGUUAGAUGGUGUUGAUUUCGGAAGAAGACUUGCUGCGGAGCGCGAUAUCGAAUCCGCUUCAAUUCAAAAUAAGGUCAACGUCAUCUUCGACGAGUCGGGUCAUUUCAUUUUGUAUGGUUCCAUAUUCGGCGUCAAAGUCUUGAAUACCUUUACAAAUCAGGUUGUGAAGGUGUACGGAAAAGAUGAACAUAUCCGCCCUGUCAAUCUAGCUCUGUAUCAAGGGCAGCCCCAGAAAAAAGGAGUCACGACUGUGGCGAUGGCAGCUUCAAGUAACCCUCUUCUACAAGAAUCAGAGACGAGAGAUCCGAUACUCUUCGCGACGGCAGUUGGGAAAGUUCGGUUCUAUAUGUUUACGAACGACGAAGAAAUAUCUAGGUCCGAAAGAGAUGUUCAAAACGAGAAACCAACCGUAUUAAACCCUAAAAAGACAGUCGAAAAGAAGACGAGCGAGACUGGUACGGCAGCUGUCCUCCACACGACGUAUGGAGAUAUCCACAUCCGGCUCUUUCCGGAUGCCGCACCAAAGGCCGUCGAGAAUUUUGUGACCCACUCAAGACGUGGCUACUAUAACAACACCGUCUUCCAUAGAGUAAUACGCAAAUUCAUGAUCCAAGGAGGUGAUCCCCUGGGUGACGGGACAGGUGGCGAAAGUAUAUGGGGUAAGGAAUUUGAGGAUGAGUUCAGUACUCUCAGACACGACAAGCCCUACACUGUCAGCAUGGCGAACGCUGGUCCGAAUACGAACGGAAGCCAGUUCUUCAUAACCACAGAAAAGACACCAUGGCUGGAUAACAAGCACACGGUGUUCGGAAGAGCGGUACAGGGAUUAGACGUUAUUCACAAGAUAGAGAAUGUACGGACCCAUAAGGAAAAGCCAGAGGAAGAUAUUAAGAUCCUCAAUGUCGAUAUAGUAUAAUAAGUACUUACCCAUAGUUCGGUGAUACAUACUGAUAUCAAAAGCUUGACUUGGUCGCGGAGUUAUGAA